CUCCCCGCUGAUCUAAUUCUCAAAUUACUCGUUAAAUGGUUAAAAUAGUAAAGUGUAAUAUCACUUUAACAAUGAAUCGACAUCAGUGCACUACGACGAUUAAGAAGUACGAUCCAUAUUUCUUGUGAAAGUGGAUUGUCAUGACAAAAAUGUUCCUCCGGAAGGAUUACGAGGUUACACCGUUAAUGGAUUAGAGCUGCGGGGUUUGGGUCGCUCUUUUGUUUACACCAGUUUUCCGUUUAUUCUCAAACGCUCAGAGUCCAAUGGAUCUGCAGAACAACACCUGUGAAUAUGUGAUAGUAUUUAUGUGACCUGUGGAAGCAGAAGCAUUACCAGUUGCUACAUUAGGGAAAGUUUAGAGUGAAAUCAUGUUCACCGCUACCCAAACGUCCAAAUCUCAGUUCCUGGAUAAAGCCAGGAUAGCACGGGAGGAACGGAAAGGUUAUAAGGAGAAAGAGAGAGCUGCCACUCAAAUCCAGGCUCUGGUCAGAAGAUUCCUCUGCCGUUGCAGGUUGCAAAGAGAAAUCAGGAAAGAGGUUGAUGACUUCAUUGCAGUCAGUGAUGCAGGUUCAACAAAAAGAAAUGCAUUAUCCAUCUUCAAAAUUGCUAGAAAAUUGUUAUUUAUAUUGAGCAAGGAAGAUAAGUUGAGAUUUGAGAAGUUGUGUAGAAUCAUACUAAGUAGCAUGGAUGUUGAGAAUGAACCUAAAGUAUGGUAUGUAUCUCUGGCCCUUUCAAAAGAUCUCACCAUCCCCUGGCUGAAACAGAUCAAAGAUGUUCUUUGGGUUUCCUGUGAAUUUCUGAAAAAACUGAAGCCUGACAUACUGCAAGAUAAUAAAUUGGUGACGCUGCACCUGACAAUGCUGAUAACAUUCACUGACACAUCGACAUGGAAAAUCAUCCGAGGAAAGGGGGAGGCCCUCAAGCCUGCUUUAAACAGGAUUUGUGAGAACAUCAUGGGACAUCUCAAUCAGAAGGGCUUCUACUCUGUUCUUCAGAUUCUACUUACAAAUGGAUUGGCAAGAUCCAGACCUUCCCUUUCCAAAGGAACCCUCACGGCCAUUUUUACGCUGUCACUCAGGCCAGUUGUCGCUGCACAUUUCUCAGACAACCUGCUGAGGUCUUUCCUCCUUCACAUCAUGUCUGUUCCGGCGUUCAUCUCGCACCUCAACACACUCACUCCAGAUUGUAUGGUCACCAUGCAGACCCAUGACCUCUUUCGCAAGUUUGUCUUGUUUUUAAGCCGAGAGGAGCAGUGUUUGGAUAUCUGUGUGUGUCUGGAGGGAAGCCACACUCUGUGCUUACUUGGUAACCUCAUUCAGCUGGGAUACUUUAACGUAAAAGUUCUAGAGCAGGAAGCUGGUCACUUUGUCAAGGAUCUGACAGAUAUGUUGUCAUACUGUCAGAGAUAUGUGUCUCAGAAGAAAUCCAAUCUCACACACUGGCACCCAGUGUUGGGCUGGUUCUCUCAGACUGUUGACUAUGGGCUUAAUGAGUCUAUGCCGUUGGUAACAAAACAGUUACAGUGUUUGUGGGGAGUUCCAGUGAUCUGCACUCUCUUCUGUGAUGUUCUCAGCAAAAAGCUAGAAACUCAAGAUCCCACACCACCACCCCCUCCUCAGCCAAGCUCAUUACAGAAUAACCUGCCUGUCAAAAAUCUGUUCAAGAGAGCGUUCCAAAAGUCUGCAUCUGUGCGGAACAUCCUGAAACCGGUCGGGGGAAAGCGUGUGGAUUCAGCUGAGGUCCAGAAGGUGUGCAGUAUUUGUGUGUUGUAUCAGACGGCUCUCACCACACUCACACAAAUCCGCCUGCAGAUUCUCACAGGACUGACGUAUCUGGAUGAACUGCUGCCUAAGCUGUGGGCAUUUAUUUGUGAGCUUGGCCCUCAGGGAGGACUACGACUCUUCAUGGAGUGUCUCAAUAAUGACACGGAAGAGUCCAAACAGCUCCUGGCCAUGCUGAUGCUCUUCUGUGACUGUUCCAGACAUCUCAUCACGAUUCUGGAUGACAUAGAGGUGUAUGAGGAACAGAUUUCUUUUAAAAUGGAAGAGUUAGUCACCAUCUCCUCUUUUCUCAACACAUUUGUGUACAAGAUGAUCUGGGAUGGUAUUUUAGAGAAUGCCAAAGGGGAGAAGUUGGACUUAUUCCACAGUGUUCAUGGCUGGCUGAUGGUUCUGUAUGAGCGGGACUGUCGCAGGAGAUUCACGCCUGAAGAUCACUGGCUCCGCAAAGACCUGAAGCCCAGCCUGUUGUUCCAGGAGCUGGAGAAAGGCAAAAGAAGAGCACAGCUGCUACUUCAAUACAUUCCUCAUGUCAUCCCACACAAAAAUAGGGUGCUGCUGUUCCGGAACAUUGUGACAAAAGAGAAAGAGACUCUUGGAUUGGUGGAAACAAGCUCCGCCUCUCCCCAUGUGACCCAUAUAACCAUUCGACGCUCACGCAUGUUGGAGGAUGGUUAUGAUCAGCUGCGGCGUCUACCUGUCAAUUCCAUUAAAGGAGUGAUCCGAGUGAAGUUUGUGAAUGAUUUAGGAGUGGAUGAGGCUGGAAUUGACCAGGAUGGUGUGUUUAAAGAGUUUUUAGAAGAGAUCAUCAAGAAGGUUUUCAACCCAGCGCUCAAUCUAUUUAAGACCACAAGUGGGAAUGAGAGAUUAUACCCCUCCCCAACCUCCAGCAUCCAUGAGAACCACCUUCAGCUGUUUGAAUUUGUUGGAAAGAUGCUGGGAAAGGCCAUGUAUGAAGGCAUUGUGGUGGACGUGCCUUUUGCCUCUUUUUUCCUCAGUCAGGUUCUAGGUCACCAUCACAGCACUUUCUACAGCUCGAUAGAUGAGCUGCCCUCCCUCGACUCAGAGUUCUACAAAAACCUCACCUCUAUCAAGCGUUACGAUGGGGACGUCAGUGAUCUGGGUCUGACUUUAUCCUAUGAUGAAGAGGUGAUGGGGCAGUUAGUCUGUCAUGAGCUAAUUCCUGGUGGAAAGACUAUGCCUGUCACUAAUGAAAACAAGAUCAGCUACAUCCACCUGAUGGCCCACUUCCGCAUGCACACUCAGAUCAAGGAGCAGACCGCAGCAUUCAUCAGGGGCUUCCGCAGCAUCAUCAACCCAGAGUGGCUGCACAUGUUCUCCACCCCUGAAGUCCAGAGGCUCAUCUCUGGAGACAACGCUGAGAUAGACCUGGAUGAUCUCAAGAAGCACACUGUGUACUAUGGAGGUUUCCAUAGCAGCCACAGAGUCAUUCUUUGGCUCUGGGACAUUCUCUCCAGUGACUUCUCCCCUGAGGAGAGAGCCAUGUUCCUGAAGUUUGUCACCAGCUGCUCACGACCUCCUCUGCUCGGUUUUGCCUACCUCAAACCUCCUUUCUCCAUCCGCUGUGUGGAAGUAUCUGACGAUCAGGACACAGGUGACACUCUAGGCAGUGUUCUCCGUGGAUUUUUCACCAUCCGUAAAAAGGAGCCAGGCGGUCGCCUUCCUACAUCCUCCACUUGUUUCAACCUGCUCAAGCUGCCCAACUACAGCAAGAAGAGCAUACUCAGAGACAAACUCCGCUACGCAAUCAGCAUGAACACUGGCUUUGAGCUUUCAUAACCCAUGCUGGUUUAUUCUACAUGUACAAACACAAACAUCUACAAACAUAAACAUCAACAAGACUGGCGGUGGCCUAACUGUUAAAGGUGGCCAUACAGAGAUUGAAGCAGGAGACAUUAGAAGAUUACAAUCCUGCUUCAUCGGCAUUGUGGCCUUCAAUUAAGGCUCUUGACCUUGAGUUGCUCAAGCUCAAUUUUUCCAUCAAUGUCUACUCUGUCUUGUCCAACAAAUGGAAAGUGAAUGAAGAAACUAACUUCUAAAACUAGUAGAACUGAGCUAAACGUAUCAAGUCAGAGACUCUUUGAGGAGCUCAACCAUAGAAGUAUAUUAGUGUACAAACAUUACCUUCAGAGAACUUUUUGAACCACUUGAAGAUCCAUAUUUAGUGUCAUGUUCUUUAUUCUCAGCAUUUGAAGCCAAAAGAGCUCCAAACGCCUUAUACAAUCAGUUUUAAACCAGCUCAAUUUAAUGUCAUCAAGUCAGGAUUCUUCUGACCCCUACUUGAGCGAAACCUGUCAGUCGAGACCGAGAAACUGAACUCAGUUUGUGCAUCCAAAGUAACUCCAAAACUAAAUUUAGUUUGGUCCUCAUUGGCUUCUAAUCACUGUGCCCAUUUGUUGAUGAACACUCCUAAACCUCCUUUUAAAGUUACAGCAGAUACAAUGGUGGAUGUACAGAUGUAAGAUCUGCAGAAACAGUUCAGCGUUGUCUCUCAGGUCUCCGUGUCCGUGGAAAGCAAUACUAACGCAAUGCAAGCCAUGCAACUGAAGACACAAAAGAGGCUUUUGCCUGUUUGUACGGCAAAUGCUUUCAAACCCAUAGCGCACUAAACUUCUGCUGGACUUGAGGAAAGAGCGUUGAGAGGAAAUCCAGCACUGUUGAUUGACUUCAGUGAGGCAGAGCCAGCAGUAUGUCAGAUAAGAGAUGUCCCUGCAGAGAUACAACUCUCCUUUCCUGCUUUCUCAUGGUAUACACUACAGGGCCCCGACCCAGAAUGCAUCAUUGGCCUAAUGUCAUGGUGGCAUUUCUUUUUGCUCAUUUUAUUAUACUCAUUAUUCUGCUCAUGCUUUUCAUCUCUAACGCUGUCUUAAUGACAAACUAAUACAGGCAAGAAUGAAACCACUAAAAGGAAUUGUACUCCAGCUCGGAAGUAACCAAUCAUCACAUGACAAAUCGCUCUCCCUGUCAUCUCCCACUAACUCUCUGCCCUUCUUUGCGGUGUAUACUGGAAUUAAGCCAUAGUGAGGACGACUAGCUAUCAAACCAGCUCUUGUAGGGACUUUUUUUCUUAAAGGGAGAGUGUUACAGUGACUUCUCUGAAAGGUCAAUGGGCUCAAUGGAAUAUCGUGAAUUGUUAUUCCAAGUGGACAAAAAAGAAAAGAAAAAAAAAAUCUCCCUUUGCAUGAUGUCACUGAAUGAUUCAGACGAUUCCAUGUCCGUGUCACACAGGUCAAAGCCUGCUGUUUAUGUUGUAUUUCUUUUUUGCAUUGUCAUAAAGAAGGUUAGGGUCAAUCUGUUAAGAAAUUUCUGGUUCAUCCCCCAACUAAAAUCUAAAAGAAAAACAUUCAGAAAAUAUGUUUUGCAAAAAGAAAGUGAAGCCUAUUUUUAGGUACAUCAAGAUUUAAAUUGACCAUCAAGAAAAUAUAUAUUAUUAAAACAAAUUAUUAAUUAUUUGUAUGUGUAUUCUUUUUAUUAAAUUGAAAUUUUACAGUUUUAAGUAUACAUCAUGGUAGUAUUUGUUGUACUACAAUAAAUACAUUUUUAUUAAGUCAUUGUAUCCAGAUAAUAUUUUGGGAUGUAGUGCUUAUAUUUAGUAAGGCUUUAUUUUGUUCAUGCAAAAUAUAGUUGUAUUAUUUUGUUUUCUUUUGAUUUUGGGGUGAAUUAUGACCUGGACAUUUCUUCAUGUGAUUUAAAAGUCGUAAACGGCUGUAGUUAUUCCAGAAUAUAUAUGCAAACCCUCUUCCCUUUGUAUGCAGUAUAUGCAAAAUUAUAGUUAACCUGCCAUAAUCUGUCUGCCCCCCUCUCCCAGCUCUUCAUAAAUCAAGGCAUGAAAGUAUCUUCUGGACAUUUGUAGAUGUGAAAAAUGGCUUUAAGAUCUAUUUUUUUUUUUUUUUUUUUUUUUUUGUAUGUGUUGCUGUUAAUUUUAAGUUAUAAAUGUAUUGUCCUAAUGCACAAGGGCUUAGGCUGUGUCCCAUAGCAGAGUUUGGUAUUUAAAUGAACUGACAUUAACAUGCUAUUCCCUUUGAAAGAUGUUCAAGUGCUCUGGUUGGUGUUGUGGAUGAGGAAUGUGUUUGGCAUAAUGCUGUAAAUGCAAAAAUAUUCACGUUAAUGAAGAGUCUUUAUGGACCCUGCUAUGUAUGGUGAAAUGACUCACCUGAAUUUCAUGAUGUCAUAGAAUCUUGCUUUCUCUCUCUUGGAUAGGGAUGCAACAACCUUUAAAGUGUCUGGUUUCUAUUCAUUUGCUUGAUGAAGAAGUGUCUUUUGAAUUUGGUUGCACUACAUGAACUGCAGGUUGUUAUAUACGCAGUAUAUUACAAAAGCAAUGGCAUUGUAAAGUUAUCCAUAUGUACAGUAAGAUUUCUUCUGUAAAAUGUAGACUUAAUUUGUCAAUCAACCAUGUAAAACAUUUGAAUAUCCAAAUCUAAAAACUUUACUAAACAACAAA
Molecule: messenger RNA, 6243 nt
Organism: Megalobrama amblycephala (Wuchang bream)
Lineage: Eukaryota; Metazoa; Chordata; Actinopteri; Cypriniformes; Xenocyprididae
Gene: ube3b
Product: ubiquitin protein ligase E3B
Exons: 27
Coding region: 369-3578 (1069 amino acids)
Biological process (GO): protein polyubiquitination; ubiquitin-dependent protein catabolic process
Molecular function (GO): ubiquitin protein ligase activity; protein binding
Source: RefSeq, a predicted model, not a curated record